GACAGCGGGCACCGCGUCAUCUGGCAAGGCAGUGGGCUCCGAGUCAACUGGUAUGACCGCAGGCACUGGGUCAGACAUUGUAUGGUCUGGCUGGACAGCGGGCAUCGGGUCACCAGGCAUCAGGUCAUUUGGCUCCACAGCGGGCACCGCGUCAUCUGGCAAGGCAGUGGGCUCCGAGUCAACUGGUAUGACCGCAGGCACUGGGUCAGACAUUGGAUCGUCUGACUUGACAGCGGGCACUGGGUCACCAGGCAUCAGGUCAUUUGGCUCGACAGCGGGCACCGCGUCAUCUGGCAAGGCAGUGGGCUCCGAGUCAACAGGCACGACAGUGAGCACCGGGGCAUCAGGUACCGGAUCGUCUGGCUCGACAGCGGGCAUCGGGUCACCAGGCAUCAGGUCAUUUGACUUGCCAGCGGGCACCGCGUCAUCUGGCAAGGCAGUGGGCACCGGGUCACCAGGUAUGACGGGCGGGCUCUGAGUCAAUUGGCACGACAGCGGGCACUGGAUCAGGUACCGGAUCAUCUGGAUCAACAGCGGGCAUCGAGUCAACUGGC
Messenger RNA from Staurois parvus, 554 nucleotides. The record is from the annotation of a GenBank genome assembly. Lineage: Eukaryota; Metazoa; Chordata; Amphibia; Anura; Ranidae.